GUCGGUCCCGAGCACUGUUUCGCAAGUCAGUUCACACGAGGCGAGCGAUGGAGGCGUCCAAGGUAUUUAUCCCAGACAAGGAGCACGUCUGGCUGCCGGCCAUUGUCACGAGCACAGUCGGCUCGCUCGUGACCGUCAAGGUUGAAGAGCACGACGUGCGCGGGCAGAAGCUGCCGCAAGGCAUGAGCCUCGGCGCCAACGUCGGCCGCACCAUGACGAUCGACCUCUCCAAACCCGAGAUUGCCGAGGUCAUCCAGGCGCGGACCGUCAAGUCGUCGAGUAGCAACGCAGCGAUUAGCUUGCCGCUGCAGAACAAGGUGCAGACUGCGACCAACGGCUUUGAGGACAUGAUCUCGGUCGACCACUUGCACGAGGGCGCGAUCUUGUACAACCUGCGCCAGCGCUUCUUUGGCCUUCUCCCAUACACGUACACGGGCAAGAUCUGCAUUGCGGUCAACCCGUACCAGUGGCUCACGCUGUACAGCCCCGAGACAAUGCAAAAGUACAUGGACGGGUCCCGCGAGAGCAAGUCGCCGCACGUGUACGCCGUCUCGAUGGAGGCCUUCUUCCACAUGCGGUCGCACAGUCUCAACCAGAGCAUCUUGGUCUCGGGCGAGUCGGGUGCUGGUAAAACCGAGACGACCAAGAUCAUGAUGAACCAUGUUGCGACGCUCUCGUCGCAUCUCUGCGCGUCGGAAGCGCAGACGUCGAUCAUCCACCGCAUCAUCCAGUCCAACCCGCUCCUCGAGUCGUUUGGCAACGCCGCCACCACGCGCAACGACAACUCGUCGCGCUUUGGCAAGUUCACCGAGCUCCAAUUCGACGUCAAGGGCCACCUCAUGGGCGCGCGGGCGCACACGUACCUCCUCGAGAAGUCGCGCGUGACGCACCAGGCGCCCGGCGAGCGCACGUUUCACAUUUUUUACCAAGUGCUCGACGCUGCGAGCUCGCAUCUCGCGCAUCUCGAGCUGUCGCAAAAGAGCUUCCGGUACGUCCGCCAGGACAAGGUCCUCGCGCUCGAGCACUCGUUUCUUGAGACGCAGUCGGGCCUCAGCAUCGUGGGCAUCUCAGAACCCAUGCAGGCCAACCUCUGGCUUGUCCUCGGUGCGAUUCUGCAUCUCGGCGAAGUCGACUUUGACAUGGUCGCUGGCGACGUCGACUCGUCUUGCGUGCAGCACAAGGCGUCGCUCACGACCGUGGCCAAGCUCCUCGGCAUCCCGCUGGCCGACCUCGAGCAAGUGCUCACGCACCGCACGGUCGCGGUCGGGCGCGAGGUGAUUGCCAAGCCCAUGACGUGCGACCAAGCGCGCGACUGCCGCGAUGCGGUCGCCAAAUCGCUCUACUCGACCAUGUUUACAUGGCUCGUCGACCAGAUCAAUGCAGCGAUCGGCGUGCACUCGAUGGCGUACUUCAUCGGGAUCCUCGACAUCUUCGGCUUUGAGGCCUUUGACCACAACUCGUUCGAGCAGCUCUGCAUCAACUACGCCAACGAGAAGCUGCAGCAAAAGUUCGUCCAAGACGUGCUCAAGACGGUCCAGGCCGAGUACGAAGAAGAAGGGAUUUCGUGGUCCCACGUGACGUUCGCUGACAACCAGGACGUGCUCGACUUGAUCGAAGGCCGCCUCGGCGUCCUUAGCCUUCUCAACGAAGAGAGCUCGCUCGCCACCGGCACGGACGCGUCGUUUGCGCACAAGCUCUCGGCUGUCAUGGACAACCACGCGCGGUUUGAGACACCGCGCCUCCAGUCGAGUGCGUUCAUCAUCCUCCACUACGCCGGCAAGGUGCUCUAUGACACGAACGGCUUCCUCGACAAGCACCGCGACGCGCUUCUGCCCGACAUCAAGCGCGUCCUCUCGGAGAGCUCGCUGCCGCUUGUCCGCACCAUGUUCCCCGCGACUGCAUCGACGCCCGAUGCGUCCAAGAAAAAGCACAAGCCCGCGCCGCGCCAGACGACGCGCGCGGUCACGGUCGGCACGCAGUUCAAGGAGUCGCUCGCACAGCUCAUGGAGAAGAUCUCGCACACCAAUGUCCACUACGUGCGCUGCAUCAAGCCCAACGCCUUGAAAACGCCACAUGCGUUUGACCAUGCAUCGGUCGUCGACCAGCUGCGGUGCGCCGGCGUCAUUGAAGCCAUUCGCGUGAGCCGGUCGGCGUACCCGUCCCGCAUCUCGCACCUCGACUGCCUCAAGAGCUACGCGCUCUUGGCGCCGAGUGUGACGAGCUUUGCGUCGGACGUGGUGACGCGCUCGAGCGAGCACGCGCGGAGUGACUGCAGCGCGCUCCUCGCUGCGCUCUUCCCCAAGGGCCACAUCAUCGACUACCAAGUCGGUGUCUCGCGCGUCUACUUUCGUGAAGGCAUCCUCGAGGCCCUCGAGGCGCAGCGCGGCGUCGCGCUCACGUCGUUUGCGAUCCGCAUCCAGAAGCACAUGAAGCGGUAUCUGUGCCGGAAGCGAUUCCUCUCGAUCCAGAAGGCGACGAUCAAGGUCCAGUCGUACCUGCGUCGGUGGCACUGCCAGCUCCAGUACCACCGGCUCCGAAACCGCGUCAUUGCCUUCCAGGCGCGGUACCGCGGCCACGUGGCCCGCCGUCGCGUGCUCGCGAUGCGCACCAAGCGCGCGCUCACCAAGCUCCAGGCCGUAGUCCGCGGCUUCGUCGCGCGGUCGCGCUUCCUUCGCAUCAAGGCGGCCGUGAGUAAAGUCCAAUCGUUCUGGCGCAUCACGUACCUUCGCCGUAUCUUCCUCAAGCGCCUCAUGCAAGAGAAGGAGCGGCGGGCGCUCGGGUCCAAAGUGCUGAGCCUCCAGUCGCAGCUGGGCACGAGCAAGAAAGACCUGAGCAACAAGCCCCAUGGCGAGCUGCCGUCACCCAACCGGCCGCACACGGCGCUCUUCAACGAGUCGUCGCAGGUCCUCGGGACGCUCGCAGCUGAGAACAAGGCGCUGCGCGAGCAGCUCGCGCGCCAAGAAGACGAGAUCAACGGACUCAAAGAAGAGAACCGCAAGAUGCGCGACGCGCUCCAAGCCAAGGAGCUCGAAGAUAAAGUCAAGAACCUCAGCCUCAAGUCCCAGGAAGCGACGCAGAUGGCGUACCUCGCGCACCUCGAAGAAGAGUACGAGAAGGUCCGCGCAUUCCUCUGCAACGUGUUUGAGCUCCCGAGCGAAGUCGGCGUCCUCAAGACGACGCCGCCCUCAAAAGAGGAGCUGCUCAACGCGCUCCCGCCGCCGUCCUCGACCAAGCCGUCCAAAGACUUUAGUGUGGCGAAGAACGAAGCGUUCACGCUGCUGCAGCGGUCGGCCACGCGUCUCUAUCGCACGCGCUCGAAAGAGAGCAAGCGCGGCAGCUCCCGCCGCGUCAAGGAUUUCUGGGACGAGAUCAAGACCAACUCGCCGCCGCUGCCGUACACGCUGGGUUCGACGCCGUGGAAGCGCCUCCUCACGGACUGGGCUCAAGGCAACCCGAAGAAGCUCGACUACAUGACCCGCUGGCUCCAAAACGUCCUCGAGGGCGGCGACGUCGAGAGCGGGCAGUUCCCCCUCGGCGUCGAGCUCAAGUCGGUGACGCCCAUGAUGCUCGAGGGCUUCAUCCAGCUCGUGAUUCCCAAGCUCGCCGAGCGACCGGACGUCAAGGUGCACGUGCACACCAAGGAGUUUAUCGGCACAAGCAUGCGCAUCACGCUCGAGGUCAAGGAAGGCGUGCCGAAAAUGCGCCCGGUCAAACUGCCCGACGGCGCGCUGCCGCCGACAAAUGGCAAGCCGCGGGACACGACGACCGGCGGCCUUGACCAGUGGGGGCGGCACUCGAUCAUGUCGGUGCGGGACCGGCUCAGCCUCGCGAGCAACUCGACGAGCGAGUCGUUGCGGUCGACGCAGUCGAGCUCCUUGUCGUUCACUGAAACGCGCAUGUAGUAGUUAGUCGGUCCCUCUCAAUACACGCUUUUGUGCUCUGUUUACAUACAA
Molecule: messenger RNA, 3953 nt
Organism: Saprolegnia diclina VS20
Lineage: Eukaryota; Oomycota; Saprolegniomycetes; Saprolegniales; Saprolegniaceae
Exons: 4
Coding region: 48-3902 (1284 amino acids)
Biological process (GO): actin filament organization; vesicle transport along actin filament
Cellular component (GO): cytoplasm; myosin complex; actin cytoskeleton
Molecular function (GO): actin filament binding; microfilament motor activity; ATP binding
Source: RefSeq, a predicted model, not a curated record